UGUGGAGUGCUCCUUCCUCGGCCGCAGAGGAGGUCGAUUUGGAGGUGCUGCCUUUGGAUGCGGAGGUCGCGGAUGCGCUUCGAGUCGUCUUGACAUUCUGAACGCUACGGAGGAUUCGAAGAGGAUGCGCGGCGCUUUAGAGAACGGGUUGAUGUGAACAAUAUCAAAGCUCUGUGUUGUCCAGUGCACGGGCCUGCAAUGGCUGCCUUCACAAGGUUCUGCAACUUCCCCACCGUGGGCAAGGGGCCGUCCGCGGGGGUGGUGAAAUUCUGCUCGUCCUCUGGAGAAGUUCCCUAUGGCCCGACCCUUCGAGCGGGGCCCAGCCUGGCCACACUGGUGGUGCCGAUGGAAGGCAUGCAGCUGCUGCCGAUCAGCUGCGGCAUCUGCAAGCAGCUGUUUGACAAGCCCACAAUCGGCGGCAAGUGCGGGCACACGUUCUGUGCGGCAUGCCUCGUGGGCUUCAAGAAACAGAGCACUCCCAACGAUUGUCCCGAAUGCGAGGAGCGCCUGUACAUGUCGCAAGGGCCCGUUAACAUGGUGGCCGCCAGCAUCAUCAACAGCCUUAAGCGGCGCUGUGUGAAUGCGUUCACAUAUGACUGCGCGGCAAACGCGUAUACGCCGAUUGGCAGCCAGGAGGGCGUCAGCAGCAGCUGCUCGUUCGUGGGGUCCGCUGACGAGAUGGCCGCGCACGUGCCGACCUGCGAUCUGAACGUCAUCAUGUGCCCCGAAAAUUGCGGGCGAGUCGUGCUCCAAGGGGACCUCCCGACGCACCGGCAAACGGCGUGCACCGUGAUCUGCCGCCGCUGCAAAGCGAGCGUCCCGAGCCCGCUCAAGGAGAAGCACCGCAAGGACGAGUGCCCAGGGAUGGACGUCCCGUGCCAUAGGAAGGAAGACGGCUGCACCAUCGUGAUUCAGCGGAGCGAGUUGGCUUCGCACAUGGCGGUGUGCCCCUACGAGAGGCAUAGGACCGAACUCGUCGCGAUGCAGGACAAGGUCAAGGAGUGCCGGGAGCAGAUAGUGCGACAGACCGUCAAGAUCGAGGCCCUAGAGUUUGAGUUAGCCCAGAAGCGGCGGGCGCCUCAGGGCGUUACCGAGGACGACCCUCCAUACAAGAAGCGGAAAGCGUCCGACGGCGUCGGCCGGAUCAAAGCGGAACCAACGGACAUGGACCCAUACUCGGGACUGCCCCCGCAUCACGACAGUACUCAUCUGGGCAGCUCGCAAAGCGCCCUUCUGAGCAUGUUCCAGUCGUUCGAAGUGGCAAUGGCCACGAGAGCGGAUGAGGUCGAGGUCGCCGUCGCGAAAGCGCGCGCGCGCCUGGGCGUUCUGGAGACGCUCACAAAGGCCCUCGCCGCACGAAGGAAACCCGCGGCCGGCUAG
Molecule: messenger RNA, 1380 nt
Organism: Klebsormidium nitens
Lineage: Eukaryota; Viridiplantae; Streptophyta; Klebsormidiophyceae; Klebsormidiales; Klebsormidiaceae
Source: the annotation of a GenBank genome assembly